GACUCACCGAUAGCUGACGCAAGACGGCACAAGUGUGGAGAGCGUGUUCUUUGAGUGAAAGAAAUUGCUGGAAAAAAAUAAAUAAAUAACCGCAAAGGCUUUUGAGUUAUCGGAAGGCAAGAUGUCGGGAGAUGAGAUGAUAUUUGACCCCACAAUGACCAAGAAGAAGAAGAAAAAGAAGAAGCCGUUUAUGUUGGAGGAGGAUGGGGGAGAAGUGCCCAGUGAGGACAUGCAGCCUGUGGAGACCAAGGAGACGGAUCCUGAAGCUGGGGAGGAGCGGGAGCUGGAUCAUGAGGAAGAAGAGGCGAAGAGGAAAGAGCCCUCAGAUGAUCUUGAUGACUUAAAUUUUUUCAACCAGAAGAAAAAGAAAAAGAAGCCCAAGAAAAUAUUUGAUAAUGAUUUAGAAGAGGGAAUUAAGGAGCUCAAGAUUGAGGUAGACCAGCCCGAGCCAGCAGAAGAAGAAGAUUUGGACUUAAUGCUGCCUGCUAAAAAGAAGAAAUCUACAAAGGUGGACUUCAAAGAAGAGGGAGAGGCUCAAGACAACGAUGAGGCCCUGGAGGAUGACGACAGUAAAAACAGCGAUGGCAUCACAUUUGUCAGCCAGACUGGGCCUGCAUGGGCGGGGACGGAGAGAGACUACACGUAUGAUGAGCUGCUGACUCGCGUCUUCAACAUCAUGCGGGAGAAGAACCCCGACAUGGUGGCUGGAGAGAAGAGGAAAUUUGUGAUGAAACCACCCCAAGUGGUCCGAGUAGGCACCAAGAAGACAUCGUUCGUCAAUUUUACCGACAUCUGCAAGCUGUUGCAUCGUCAGCCAAAACACCUCUUGGCUUUCUUGUUGGCUGAACUUGGGACAAGUGGAUCCAUAGAUGGAAAUAACCAGCUUGUGAUCAAAGGAAGGUUUCAGCAGAAACAGAUAGAGAAUGUGUUGCGAAGAUACAUCAAGGAGUAUGUGACCUGUCACACCUGCCGCUCCCCGGACACCAUCUUGCAGAAGGACACACGGUUGUACUUCCUGCAGUGUGAAACGUGCCACUCCCGCUGCUCUGUAGCCAGCAUCAAAACUGGUUUCCAGGCCGUCACGGGCAAGAGGGCACAGCUCCGUGCCAAGGCCAACUGAGGACCCCGUGCUGGUGACCAGGACUGCAAUCGGUGCUGAUGGGACAAUUUUCUUAAGUGGAAGUGGGUUUGUUAUUGCUUCAGUGUUUAAAUUGUACACAGGAUGGCCACAUGAUACAUAAUGCAAUCCCAGACCUGCUAGAAUUCUGUUAGAUUUAAUUUUCAUCUCCUGAGCCUAUUUUCUUCUUAAGAGUGUAUUCAAUCAGCUUGAGACAUUUCUGCCUCUCAGAUUUCAGCAUCCAUGGUUUUAAUGCAAAAAAAAAAAAAAAAUUUGCGGGUAAACACGCUUCAGCAGAAACUACAGUUAACAUCUGAAGACUGUGUUAAUGUACCUUUUGUGUGUACCUGUCUGUACUAAUGGAAGCUAACACAAAAAUGCUUGGUCUGACUGACAGGGACUUCCUGGUAAAUCUACAUAAAAGCGGAGGAAACAGAAUUCAGGUUAAAACAUACCUGUUGUGAGUGAUCUCGCAUUCUUUACACACUAGAACGCGUGGUGUGUUUCUUCGGUUGGCUCCAAAAUACACCAGUCUAGUGACCUAAGCCACAA
This is a messenger RNA of Scleropages formosus (Asian bonytongue), 1669 nucleotides long. It is a transcript of the gene eif2s2, whose product is annotated as eukaryotic translation initiation factor 2, subunit 2 beta. The coding region runs from base 122 to 1120 and encodes 332 amino acids. Gene Ontology annotation, cellular component: eukaryotic translation initiation factor 2 complex. Gene Ontology annotation, biological process: formation of translation preinitiation complex; translational initiation. The transcript is spliced from 9 exons. The record is from RefSeq and is a predicted model, not a curated record. Lineage: Eukaryota; Metazoa; Chordata; Actinopteri; Osteoglossiformes; Osteoglossidae. Gene Ontology annotation, molecular function: translation initiation factor activity; mRNA binding; translation initiation factor binding.